Molecule: messenger RNA, 1614 nt
Organism: Carassius gibelio (silver crucian carp)
Lineage: Eukaryota; Metazoa; Chordata; Actinopteri; Cypriniformes; Cyprinidae
Product: Golgi-associated kinase 1A-like
Exons: 4
Cellular component (GO): Golgi apparatus
Source: RefSeq, a predicted model, not a curated record
AACUGGAACCAAACCAAAACAGAGUCUCUACCCUGGCUCAGUGAGGAUGAUAUAAAAAAGAUGGCACUUCUCUCCAGAGGCACAGUGUUGAGUAAAGCCAGGCUUCUGGGCCAUGGACAAGUCCUUCAGGUUAGAUUUGGUGAGAAAAAAGACAUAUUUGUCCCUACAGGGGACAAUCGUAUUACAGGCUGUGAGACAGGAAGUUGUGCACUCAUAAAACGUCCCAAUGACUGGUUCGAAGUGUUUGCCUUUCACCUGGACAGAGUUCUGGGUCUAAACCGGAGCUUGCCCGCAGUGUUGAGAACUUUCCACAGUGAGAUUCUACCUUACAAAUACACCAAUGGGUCUCCUAGACCAGUGAUCUGGUGGGAUCCCAGCAUAAAACAUCUGUCAGAUGCUGAGAAUGACCAGAACUCUUUCUCACUUACUUGGACACAGUAUCAGACUCUACUUCAGAGCAGGUGUGGUACUCGGGUGCCACUUAACUUUACAAGCUGUUUGGGAGUUCAUCAUUCAGAGUGGGGGCGGCUAGCCUUGUUUGACUUCUUGCUUCAGGUGAAUGACAGACUAGACCGGUCUUGCUGUGGUUUCAAACCAGACCCAUCAGAACUCUGUGUAGAAAACCUUCUGCAUGUCAAAUGUGGAAACCCAAAGGACUUAAAUUUGGUGCACAUCUUGGUUCAGAAGACAGAACCAUCCAGACUGGUCUUUAUUGACAAUGCAGGAAGACCUCAUCAACCACAGGACAACCUCAACUUCAGACUGCUUGAAGGUAUUGAUGAGUUUCCAGAGCGGGCCGUUUCAGUGCUGCAAUCAGGAUGUCUGGAGAGGAUGCUCCUUCGCUCCCUAUCUGUGGAUCGGGAAUUCUGGGUGAGCAGAGGAAAAGCAUCCGGCCUCAAAUCUAUCAUCCGGCACGUAGAGCAAAGAGCCAAGGCCCUCCUCCAGUAUAUACAAAAGAAGAAACUGCGACUCAGCAGAGAUCUUUAACUCUCACAUGAAGAGAUUCUCUUAUAUUGUAAAAACAAUUACUGAAUUCUUAGGAGACAAAAUGUUUAUGGAAAUAUUUUGCUUUGAUUUUAAUCAUCCUGUUUCAUUUAUGCAAUUUUGUUCAUUAAGUCUUGUUGUGUUGUGCUGUUUAGAAAGUCAUGCAAACUAUGCAAGACAGCUAAAAUGAGAAGAGCUGGUGCGUUUUGCAUGUAUUUUUGAGUCGAUUUCCUUAAUCAGGGUUGACAAUCCUUGAACUGUGAUUAAGUGAUACUUAUAGUGUCUGAGAGAAGACACUCCAGAUGGUCAUUUGCAAAGCAGGACUCAUGCAGAGGCCCGUCACUGUGAAGAGACUUAGACUAUGUGCUAACCAGACAUAAUGCAAUAAGAUUUCAACAACAAGCAAUUUGUCUUUCUAUGUUGAAUGUUAAUGUGCUGUCGAUGGCACACAGUUACAGUCAAUUAGAAUAUAUGUAAUAUUUCAUGUACAGUUAUGAGGGGUGAAAUUUUGGUCUAAUGAUGUUUCAUAUAGCGGGAGGCUGAUGUCGCACAGUCUGUCGCUUAUUUAUUUUGUGGUCACGGCUGAACUGGACAAAACCAGAAUUUACAUGGAAGAAAUUAAGCUUUGUA